AUGGAGAAUCCACUGCCCGAUGAAGCUACAAAAGCAGUGUUCAAGUCGCUCUGUAUGGAGACAAGAAUCGCCAUCAUCAACCAUAUCCCAUCUCUCCGCUCCAUCAACUCCCUCCUCCCUUACACCUUCAAAAAUCUAAAAAUCGGCACGACUUUCAUGGAAAUCAACAACAUCCAGUGGUUCUUCUGUCCGGUUAAGACACCGGAAGAUUCGGAUAAAGUGGAUAUUCAAAUAAUUCGUGAUAAAAAAAGAGCGCCGAUGCGUCGUGUGGACAAAACGGCUUACCAACAACUGUUUGAUUAUUAUGUCAAGGAGGGAACAGUGAUAAAUGGGUCCCUGGUGCUCAACGGAGCACCGGAGUUCUUAAAUGACCCAAAAAUGAAAGUGUACUGUAAAAAUCUGGAGCUGAAUAUCAGAAGCACUAAGGAUUACGAGUUGCUGAUCGGCCUUAUCAAAAUGGAUACUGUAGAUGUUCUCAAAUUCCCAACCACCCCGAAUACAGUAACUUUGCUGGAUAAACCAGAGAUCCAGACGGUCAAGACACUUCACCUAGUCAUCACUCAAAUCCCAGGACACCCAUCCCUCCAACAACUCCUCGCCCUUAGAAACCAGCAUCUGAAACUACGUCACACCAGAUUCCCAUUGGACCAUCUUGACGCGUUGGUUAGGGACUGGAUGGACACUGGAAGAGAUGUGGGCACGGUUUUCAGUUGGGAGCUUAUCAGCUAUGAAGACGCGCUCAUGAUGUUCGAUCAUUUUGAAGCAAAGCUUGGAGCACUGCGGUCGAUGCAUCCGAGGAUUGGCCAGACCUUUGGUGACAACGGUGUCACUAUUCGAAUGAAAGAGGAGAAAGAUCUGGUGAUGUUUGGUGGGCGUGUCAUGAGAAAGGAUAAGGAAUUCGACACUUCUGGAUUGGUUUUCCAGAUGGAGGUCUUCGAGACAGCACCGAUUAUUCAUGAACGUAGUGACGAUUGGUGGUGA
Molecule: messenger RNA, 981 nt
Organism: Caenorhabditis remanei
Lineage: Eukaryota; Metazoa; Nematoda; Chromadorea; Rhabditida; Rhabditidae
Exons: 3
Coding region: 1-981 (326 amino acids)
Source: RefSeq, a predicted model, not a curated record